ACUUGCGCGCUCGCGCUGUACCUGUACGGCUGGUACGCAUUUUCGUUAAUAGCGUCUGCUUUAUGCUUAUUAUGCCUUUCACAGCUUCGGUCGCCUACCGCUAGGGGUGCCACUUUUGCUUGAACUUGCCAAUACACAAAUCCGCCACCGCACGCUUGAACGCCAUCACAGACCUUGGUACUCAAUACCGUUCAAGUUGAGGUUAUGUUUUGAAGUUUGUAUACACAACAUGAGUACCACAAAAGUAGUUUCGAAGUACGGAAAAAAAAGCGCUAAUCCAUAUCCUCUGGAAAAAGUUCGUUGCCAAAAAUGUCUUGAAAUGGGCCAUUGGAGUUAUGAAUGCAAAGGAAAAAGGAAAUAUCUUCAUCGCAAUUCUCGCACUGUUCAACUGAAAAAAGCCUUGGAAAAAAAGCCAGAAGAUAGGUUCAAUAAUGAAGCCAGCAAUACAGAAGAGCCAACAAACAAAAAAUCCAAGGCUAAGGACAGCGCAAGCAGUGACAGUGACAGUGAUAGCAGUAGCAGCAGCAGCAACAAUAGUAGCCGUAGUAGCAGCAGCAGUAGCAGCAGCAGCAGCAGCAGUUCCUCAGACAGUGAGUCGGAUUCAAGUGACUCGACUAGCUCCAACAGCAGUAGCUCUAGCAGUAGUAGCGCUGCUAGUAAAAAGAAAACAAAUAAAAAAAAGAAAUCUAGCUCUAACAAGAAGAAAUGAUAGCUCUAAGAAAAAUUCUAUCUUUUUUUAUUACUUCAAUUUCGAAUUUAGAUCUUUUUAAAUUAAAUUUAAACCUAAAACAUUGUGAUCAACACUAUUUAAUAAUUGCAUAAAAAAAGUAUGCAAAUACAUAUAGUUGUCUGCUACUCUAACAGCCGAGAACAAGACUGUAAUUCAGAUGUCUGAAUUACGUGUAUUUACUGAUAGAUGGUUUUAUUUACUUCAACAAGAGACUGGGUAAAAAAUUGUCAAUACUACCCUGAAAAAUAUACAAAUAUUCUUAAAUUUAAUUGUACUUUUAUUCAACCAAAACAUAUUUUUGGGCUAGCUAAAUUAGUUGAACAAGGGAUGAAAUAAUAAAAUAUUUCGAUACACAUAAUCGAUAUAUUUUUAUAAAAAUAUUGCAAUAUCUUUUUACAACAAAAAUAUUUAUAUUUAAAAUUAAUAGUGAUAUUUUAAUGAAUUGUAUAGCUAAAACAGAGCCUUACAGUUAAAACGAUAGAUAAAAUGAUUAUAAAUAGAUCAUUUUGAUGAUAUCUUAAUGUACGGAUUUAUAGUUUGAAAUAAGGAUCAUAUUAAAAAGUAUUGACUUAAGUAAAACAGCUGAUACAAUAACUUAAAUUCUAAUCUUCAUCCACAGCUGGCAAAGUUUGGAUGAUCAUUUUUCGUUUUGGAUCAUAUGUAAAAUCGUUGGAUCUAAAUAUGUUGCUCUUAUAAAAUUGUGUAAGGUUGUAAACUUUGAAUUGCUUAGCCUGUAAUUAAAUAUAAAAUAGUUGUUAAUAAAGCUAUAAUUGAAAAAAGUA
Messenger RNA from Nasonia vitripennis (jewel wasp), 1512 nucleotides. RefSeq names its product zinc finger CCHC domain-containing protein 10. The record is from RefSeq and is a predicted model, not a curated record. The transcript has 3 exons. The coding region runs from base 230 to 709 and encodes 159 amino acids. NCBI's taxonomy places the organism in Eukaryota, Metazoa, Arthropoda, Insecta, Hymenoptera, Pteromalidae. Gene Ontology annotation, molecular function: nucleic acid binding; zinc ion binding.